This is a messenger RNA of Rangifer tarandus platyrhynchus (Svalbard reindeer), 1098 nucleotides long. Lineage: Eukaryota; Metazoa; Chordata; Mammalia; Artiodactyla; Cervidae. The record is from the annotation of a GenBank genome assembly.
AUGAACGCGAGCGUCUCUUCGCUCAACGACUCCCAGGUGGUGGCAGUGGCGGCCGAGGGUGCGGCGGCAGCGGCCACCGCAGCAGGAGCGCGGGACACCGGUGAAUGGGGACACCCGGCAGCCGCAGCGGCGGCGGCGCUGGCGAGCGGCGGCGCAGCUAAUGCGUCGCUGGAGUUGUCUUCGCAGCUGCCAGCGGGGCCGCCGGGGCUGCUGCUGUCCGCAGUGAAUCCAUGGGACGUACUGCUCUGCGUGUCUGGGACGGUGAUCGCAGGCGAAAAUGCCCUGGUAGUGGCGCUCAUCGCGUCUACCCCUGCGCUGCGCACGCCCAUGUUCGUGCUGGUGGGCAGCCUGGCCACCGCCGACCUGCUGGCGGGCUGCGGUCUCAUCCUGCACUUCGUAUUCCAAUACGUGGUGCCCUCAGAGACCGUGAGCCUGCUCACUGUGGGCUUCCUUGUGACCUCGUUCGCUGCCUCAGUCAGCAGCCUGCUGGCCAUCACGGUGGACCGCUACCUGUCCCUCUAUAACGCACUCACCUACUACUCGCGACGGACCCUGCUGGGCGUGCACCUCCUCCUUGCUGCCACCUGGACUGUGUCCUUAGGCCUCGGGCUGCUGCCGGUGCUCGGCUGGAACUGCCUGGCGGAGCGCACCGCUUGCAGCGUGGUGCGCCCGCUGACGCGCAGCCACGUGGCGCUGCUCUCUGCCACCUUCUUCGCGGUCUUCGGCGUCAUGCUGCACCUGUACGUGCGCAUCUGCCAGGUGGUCUGGCGGCACGCACACCAGAUCGCGCUGCAGCAGCACUGCCUGGCGCCUCCCCACCUUGCUGCCACCAGAAAAGGUGUGGGUACGCUGGCAGUGGUGCUGGGCACUUUCGGUGCCAGCUGGCUGCCCUUUGCCAUCUACUGCGUGGUAGGUAGCCACGAAGACCCAGAUGUCUACACCUACGCCACCCUGCUGCCCGCCACCUACAACUCUAUGAUCAAUCCUAUCAUCUAUGCCUUCCGCAACCAGGAGAUCCAACGCGCUCUGUGGCUCCUGUUUUGUGGCUGUUUCCAGUCCAAAGUGCCCUUCCGCUCCAGGUCCCCCAGUGAAGUCUGA